GCCCACGCCAUGUUCUCUCCUGACCGGCGCAACCCCACCCUUGGUCUCCGCUCUUCAGUUGCCACCACCACCACCGCUGUCUCCACCUUCACCGUCUAUCUCCGAUGAUAGAUCGACAUACAUAUGUACAUGAUAAGUCGACUCUUGGAAUUUGAUAAUUGCUAGGGUAUAUUAAGAUAUAUUAUCAGAAAUAAUGUAUCAGUGGAGGAAAUUCGACUUUUUCGAGGAGAAAAAGACCAAAUUUCCGGAUGAGAUAGAGGGCGAAAUCCAAUGCUGUUCUAGCGGCAGAGGCAGGAUCGUGCUGGGUUUACAGGACGGUACCGUUUCGCUGCUCGAUCGUGGCCUCCAGCUUCAGUACUCCUUCCCUGCUCACUCUUCCUCGGUGCUCUUCCUGCAGCAACUCAAGCAACGGAACUGCUUAGUGACUGUAGGAGAGGAUGAGCAAAUGCCACCGCAGCAAGCGGCUGUAUUUCUUAAGGUUUAUGACCUCGAUAAAAGGCAAGAAGAGGGUUCGAGUGCAUCAAGACCAGAGUGUGUUCAGAUUUUGCGGAUAUUUACAAACCAAUUUCCUGAAGCAAAGAUUACAUCUUUUUCAGUUUUUGAGGAAGCUCCACCAAUUAUAUUUAUUGCCCUUGGGCUGGACAACGGAUGUAUUUAUUGCAUUCAAGGUGACAUUGCCCGUGAGCGAAUUAAGAGGUUCAAGCUUGAGGUUGACAGUGCUAAAUCUGGCAAAACUCAUUCAGCUGUUACGGGUCUUGGGUUCCAAGUUGAUGGUCAAGCGUUUCAACUCUUUGCCGUAACUCCAAGUUCAGUUAGUUUGUUUAAUUUGCAGACUCAAACACCUACAGGGAAGAUACUUGAUGAGAUUGGUUCGGAAACUGCUAGUGUGGCCAUGAGCGACCGCUCGGAGCUGAUAAUUGGUCGGCAUGAAGCUGUCUAUUUUUAUGAAGUUGAUGGUCGAGGACCUUGUUGGGCCUUUGAGGGAGAGAAAAAGUUUCUUGGCUGGUUUCGCGGUUAUCUUUUGUGUGUUAUUGCCGAUCAAAGAACUGGCAAGAAUACUUUCAACAUUUAUGAUCUAAAGAACCGUCUAAUAGCGCAUAGCAUAGCAGUUCAAGAAGUUUCUCACAUGCUCUGUGAAUGGGGUAACAUAGUACUAAUAAUGACAGACAAAUCUGCUCUUUUUAUUGUGGAAAAGGAUAUGGAGAGCAAGUUAGAUAUGCUUUUUAAGAAAAACCUAUACACAGUAGCUAUUAAUCUUGUCCAGAGUCAGCAAGCUGAUGCCGUAGCAACAGCUGAAGUGCUAAGGAAAUACGGUGAUCAUUUGUAUAGCAAACAAAACUAUGAUGAAGCAAUGGCUCAGUACAUCCAUACUAUUGGCCAUCUAGAACCUUCGUAUGUCAUACAAAAGUUUUUGGAUGCACAGAGAAUUUACAACCUAACAAAUUACUUGGAGAAGUUACACGAGAAGGGGCUUGCAUCCAAAGAUCACACCACUCUUUUACUUAACUGUUAUACCAAACUGAAAGAUGUUGAGAAGCUGAAUUUAUUCAUUAAAAGUGAGGAUGGGAUGGGGGAACACAAAUUUGAUGUGGAAACUGCUAUAAGGGUAUGUCGAGCUGCCAAUUACCAUGAGCAUGCGAUGUAUGUAGCCAAGAAGUCCGGGAGACAUGAAUGGUACUUGAAGAUUUUGCUUGAGGACUUGGAUAGAUAUGAUGAAGCAUUGCAGUACAUAAAUAGUCUUGAGCCAAGUCAAGCCGGGGUGACUGUUAAAGAGUAUGGGAAAAUUCUCUUGGAGCACAAGCCAAAGGAAACAAUUCAAAUACUGAUGAGGCUUUGUACUGAAGAAGGAGAACCGGCCAAAAGGGGAUCCUCAAGUGGAACCUUUUUAUCCAUGUUGCCAUCUCCAGUUGAUUUUCUCAAUAUUUUCGUGCAUCAUCCACAGUCACUUAUGGAGUUUCUCGAGAAAUAUACCAACAAAGUGAAGGACUCACCUGCUCAAGUUGAAAUUCAUAACACCCUAUUGGAGUUAUACUUGUCCCAUGACUUGGACUUUCCAUCCCUUUCCCAAACUGGCAACAACAAAAAUGGUAGCCUUAGAGCAGAUAGAGGAUCACGUUCUGGUGCAAUGUCAAGAGCAAAAUCUAAUGGAAGAAUGAAUUCUGAUGGCGUGAAUGAGGAGAAAGAUCGCCAGGAGAGACAUCAAAAGGGGCUGCUCUUGCUCAAAAGGGCAUGGCCGUCUGAUCAGGAGCAGCCACUGUAUGAUGUUGAUCUUGCCAUUAUUUUGUGUGAAAUGAACUCUUUUAAAGCAGGUCUCUUGUUUCUGUAUGAGAAGUUGAAACUAUAUAAGGAGGUGAUUGCCUGUUAUAUGCAGGCACAUGAUCAUGAAGGUUUAAUUGCAUGCUGCAAGAGACUAGGGGAUUCGGGUAAGGGUGGUGACCCUUCUCUUUGGGCUGAUGUAUUAAAGUAUUUUGGUGAACUGGGAGAAGAUUGCUCCAAAGAGGUUAAAGAAGUUUUGACUUAUGUAGAGAGAGAUGAUAUCUUGCCUCCAAUUAUAGUUGUUCAAACCUUGUCAAGAAAUCCAUGCCUUACGCUUUCUGUUAUUAAAGAUUACAUAGCUCAGAAGCUGGAACAGGAGUCAAAGCUGAUUGAGGAGGAUCGAAUAGCCAUCGAAAAGUAUCAGGAGGAAACAGCAGCAAUGAGAAAAGAAAUCCAGGAUCUUAGAACAAAUGCCAGGAUUUUCCAGCUCAGCAAGUGCACAGCUUGCACUUUCACUCUUGACCUUCCUGCUGUCCAUUUUAUGUGCAUGCAUUCAUUCCAUCAACGCUGUCUCGGUGACAAUGAGAAAGAAUGUCCCGAGUGUGCUCCCGAGUACAGAGCUGUUCUAGAAAUGAAGAGAAACUUAGAGCAGAAUUCUAAAGACCAAGAUCUCUUCUUCCAACAAGUCAAAACUUCAAAAGAUGGCUUUUCUGUGAUUGCUGAGUAUUUUGGUAAGGGAAUCAUCAGCAAAACUAGCAAAGGACCUGCUGAAGCUCUUGAACCGACCAAUGAUUAUUCCAACGGCAAUUUCUGAGAAACUUCUUCACCUUUCCCCAUAAAGUAAGAUAUGCUUGCGAUAUCUCUAUUUCAUGCAAUGGCCUCUCCAGGAAGCACGGCCACCAAUAGCCGCAAUUUGUUCAUGAUUGAACUUAGCUGGGAUUUUGCGAGAACACUAGCUAGGCUUCCUUGAAGCUUUACAUAUGCAAGUCAUUAUUGCAAAUUCAGUUAUCUUAAAGAAAGCAGUUUGUGUAUGAUUUGGUUCAAAGGUUUAACGAUUUCUCUCCCAUAGGUCGUGCUAUUAUUUGGCUGUAAGAUCCACUAUGUUGUGUUUUAGUGUUUUUGAUUGAUUGAGGUCUUUUGUUUUUCCAUAGAAUCAAUUAAUUUCUGUAUCAUCGGAUUUAUGAUGUAAUGUUUAUGCAUUUAUCUGGGGGGUGAUAUGUGGAAGGAUUCUGUUUA
Molecule: messenger RNA, 3492 nt
Organism: Sesamum indicum (sesame)
Lineage: Eukaryota; Viridiplantae; Streptophyta; Magnoliopsida; Lamiales; Pedaliaceae
Gene: VPS11
Product: vacuolar protein sorting 11
Biological process (GO): vesicle-mediated transport; organelle fusion; endosome organization
Cellular component (GO): HOPS complex; endosome
Molecular function (GO): protein binding; protein-macromolecule adaptor activity
Source: RefSeq, a predicted model, not a curated record